AUGAAUUCUACUCAGCCGUCAUUGCGACUCACCUUCCAACUCAAGCCCAAGGCCAUGCACAUUCACGAUGCGUCAACCUUUGACGUUCUAGCGACGCCAGUUCCGACGGUAUGGCGGGGCGAGAAUGCGGUAGCGUACAACGGAAUAGCGUCGUUCGAGGAGGAUGGAGACACCCACGAAUACUCGCUCGUGGACGGCGUUGCCUACUACACUCGUCGUCCAGGAGGCAAGGCCACAGCAACCGAGUCGGGGUGUCUUCCGUCUCACGUCGUGCCACCAAUUGACACGGUACUCAGCGCCAUUCACGACGCUAGGACAGCCACAUACCUGCUCCCCCCAGGACAUGCCGACAGCAAAUGCCCUGGCGGAUCCAUGCUUGUUUUCCCGUUCGCUGGCGAAGACUACGUGCUGUGUUCGCGUCUAUCGAGCUCCAACUGGUUCCAGGACGACGGGUUUCAGAUAUUUGGCUCUCACCUGGACAUCGAUGUCAAGUACGAGCAGUCUGCUCCAACUAUUGUACCCCGUCGUGAUGCAUCAAGUGUGGCAGCAGCUUGUGGCUCAGUUUCAUUCGAAAGACGCAUCGCUCUGUCCGUGUCGAACAUGGUGAAGCGGUCGUUGUUGGAGUGGGGACACCGUUCCCUUCGUGCUGAAGAGACAGAGUUCAGCUUUGGAGAUGUGGUGAACGCGAUAACGGGAGACGAUGACUCGACGUGCAAGUGCAAGGGCAAACGACGCGCCUGCGUGUUUGUUGCGGGGCUCAAGUCUUACAAGGACUACGGUCUUACUGACGACGACCCAGCGAAUUACUUUGGAGAUACUUUGGACUUGACUUCGACGUGGGUGGGCACGAGUGGGCCGCUGGAGGGCAGCAUGGGGUCGAACUAUCUCUACGAAACUUGUGACGGCGCGCUGACUGUUGUGGUGGAGAAAGUCUUGGAUUUAUUGGGGAACUGCCCUCCUAAACCCGGUCGAGCCUCGCUCGCAUACCAAGGCUCAAACUACAGCAACCCGAAGCUGGAUAAGGACUUCGCGUCCGCCCAAGCCGCGUACGCUUCAAACAUCUCCGCCGUCUUGUGCAGCAAAAACCACACGGGUCUGAAUACGAUCCAGGCGGCUGUUUACUCGCUGGCGGCGGCUGUGAUUCCGCACAAGUCUCCGCUGAACGACGGCGUCGUGGAGUAUCAAAGCUGUGCGAAGGGCCUCGAUAUGGACAAGUUUGCUGGCACAUCGAACAGCACAUUCUACGUGUCUGGGCUCAACCACGUCGACACCUCCUUCCGGAACGGAGACAGCCUCUUUAGUGAUAGCAAGCGGCCAGUGAAGUGGUUCGAGUGUCUUCUGUAA
Molecule: messenger RNA, 1344 nt
Organism: Phytophthora sojae
Lineage: Eukaryota; Oomycota; Peronosporomycetes; Peronosporales; Peronosporaceae
Exons: 3
Coding region: 1-1344 (447 amino acids)
Source: RefSeq, a predicted model, not a curated record